GUCAAACUCAUAAAUAGUAAAUAUCUAAGAGCAUGAUUAGGGUCGAACUUUGAUAAUCUUUCUUGCGCUCUCUAACGCCGACGAGCCACCGCGAAAACAUCAACCACUCAAUGCCGCCGCCGCCGUCGCUUUCCUCACUUCCCAUCGAAAUCGUCUUGGAAAUCUUAGCUCGCGUCCCGAAACGCUUUCACCCGACCCUCUCUUGCGUCUCCAAGACCUUCCGCCGUCUUCUUCGUUCCCCGGAGAUACACAAGAUUCGCUCUCUCCUCCGCAGAGACUCGCUCUUCAUCUGCUUCGUCGAAAAAACAGAUCAACAGUGGUUCUCUCUCCGAAGAGCCGAGAAUAACAACCCGACGACGGAGAAGAACCACUUCGUCUCCAUCGACCUCGCGUUCCCUUGUCAGACCGAGAAAGAGCCCUCCGUCGUCGCCAUAGGGGCGGAGAUCUUCUUUAUCUGCGGAUCGUUCUAUCCUUCGUCAGCCAUGUGGGUUCUUGAUUCAAGAACGGGGACGUUUCGCCGAGGACCUAGCUCGAGAGCUGCUAGGCUAUGCAAAAGCGUGGGUGUGGUCGGGAGCAAGGUGUACGUGAUCGGGAGCUAUAGAGACGACGAGAUACACGUGGAGUCAUUUGACGCGAGGACGAACACGUGGGAGCUAGCGCCAGUUCCUGAGGAUCAAGGUUGGUGGAGUUCGGAUGCGACCGUGUCGUUAAACAGGAAAGUCUGUGCGUUACAUUUCUCUAGCGAUGCUAAUUGCUACGAUACUAGAGACGGGUCUUGUGAGCGUUUAGGUUUGCCUAAGGGUGAACGGUUGUGGAGAAGUAGAACGGGUGCUUAUGUGAUGAACAAUGUGCUCUACGUUUAUUACGCUAGGUUUGGGUUGAUGUGGUAUGACUCUGAGAUGAGGCUAUGGAGAGUUGUUAAUGGUUUGAGUCAUCUCAACAAGGUCCGGUCUGUUGCAAUGGCGGAGUAUUAUGGAAAGCUGGCGUUCUUGUGGGAAGAUGAGGUUGGUGUUAGUGGUGGAACGAAGGAGGUUUGGUGUAGAAUGAUUGCUUUGGAGAGGAGUGAAGAAGGGGUUGAUGGGAUUGCUGAAGCGUCUCAACUUCUGGGGAGCGUCCCUCGUGGCUAUAUACUCCGGCAUUGUCUCUCUGUUUCAGAUUAGAGAGAGUAGAGUGUCCCUCGUAGCUAUAGAUAAAAUGUCCUUAUGAACUACUUUGUUAUAGAUCCACCAGCCUUAUAUGAACUUUAGACAUGUGCUUUUGUCAUAGGAUCUCAUUGAUUAAG
This is a messenger RNA of Brassica oleracea var. oleracea, 1282 nucleotides long. RefSeq names its product F-box/kelch-repeat protein At2g44630-like. Gene Ontology annotation, molecular function: protein binding. The coding region runs from base 111 to 1160 and encodes 349 amino acids. The record is from RefSeq and is a predicted model, not a curated record. The transcript has a single exon. NCBI's taxonomy places the organism in Eukaryota, Viridiplantae, Streptophyta, Magnoliopsida, Brassicales, Brassicaceae.